Paramecium sonneborni is the source of this 3083-nucleotide messenger RNA. The record is from the annotation of a GenBank genome assembly. NCBI's taxonomy places the organism in Eukaryota, Ciliophora, Oligohymenophorea, Peniculida, Parameciidae.
AUGGAGUAAAAUUAAUUCUUUGCAUUGAAGAUACCAUUUGUAGAUUAAAAAGUGAAUUAAGAGACAACAAAAGGGGAUACAUAAGUAAAAAAAGAGAAUGCUUGUUUAACAAUAAUUGGAGUAAUUGAUGCAUCAGGAUCAAUGAGCGGAUGUUGGGAAUGGCUUAGUGAUUUUUGGAAUUAAAGUAUACCAAAAGAUAAUUUAAUAACAAUAACUUUUGAUACAAGAUAAAAGAUAUCUGCAGAUGGAGUGUUAUCAAAAAGAAUUAAAGAUCAUGGUGGUGGAGGUACAGAAAUAGUCCCAGCAUUUUAGACAAUGGAAGUUGAAUUAUAAAAGGUUCCAAUAUAAAAUAAUAUAACAAUCAUAUUUAUAAGUGAUGGAUAAGAUAAUAAUGUAAGAACAAUUGAUGAAAGAAUGAAAAAACUAAACGGAAAUUAAUAAAAUAGAAAUAUUAAUUUUAUAUGUUUAGGAGUAGAAUCAGGAUUCCCAACUAAUAUUUCAAUGAACUUAAGAUAAUUGUAUCAUAGAGGAGAUCCAUAGAUCCCUGCUAUAUAUUUGAUUGAACAUGCUUCUGCAUAAGCUUUCUUUAAUAAAUUUGAAACAAUGAAGAAAUACUUUUAUCCUUCUUAAUAAUUAAGAUUAGAUAGAAUGAUUAAUCUUUUUCCUUAUGAUGAAGAUGUCACUGAUGAAGUAUAUGAAGGAUAAUGGAUUAUUACUUAAAAGAAUUAAUUAUAAAUAUUAUUAGAAGAUAAAGAUCCUAUCAUUUUAUAUCCAAUAGCUGAAUCAGAUUUAUAAGUAGAUGAUGUUGUUGAUUUAUUCCGCUCUUGGGUAUAAAAUUUAUAAAUUAGAGCAAUGAGUGGAACUUAAGGAAUCAAAGAUAAAGCUGCUGAUGCAUUAGCUAUUAUGGAAAGAAUGGCUAAUAGAUUAAGUGAUAAAUUUAAUAUGAAUGUCUUAAAUUUUAAUUAAGCUGAAAUUGUUGAUCCCACAUAACCAUUUAAUAUCAGAGCUUAAAGAAAUUAUGUUUAUAAAUAUGGAAAUAAAUUAUUAUUCUUUAUUGAAGAAGCUAGAUAAUUAGCUAAAGGAGUUGAUAUUAAAUAAUUAGGAGAUUUUGAAGCUGCUAAAAAAUUAAACAUUGGUACUAUCACUGGAAAACAUUAAUAAAAAGCUUUAGCACUUAAAGGAAUCACUGUUGAAGAGUUUAGAAAGAUGAGAGAUGAAUUUUAAGAUAUUAUUCUUAAUUGUCAUUUCUAAAAAGAAAAUGAAUAAGGAUAAGAAAGAUCUGUUGUCAGUCUUGAAACUUAAAGAGAUAUUGUAGCUAAUUCAAAAUUAGUUAUUGAAGGAUUAAAAUAUAUUAAAUCUUAAUAUGAUUUUGCUGAAACAUUUCCACUUGUUGGUCAUGGCUUAAAAGUUAAAAGAAACGAUGGAUGCUUUGUUAAUCCAUGGUUGGUUUAAGUUGAAAAUUUUGCAUAACAAAAUAAAGUUAUUGAUUCUGCUUAUUUAAUUAAAAAUAAUUUUAAAGUUGAACUCAAUACUGGAGGAGAUAAAAAAGAAGAAAUUAAUUGUAUUUUACCAUUAUUCCCUUCAUCAGAUUAAGAUCUUUAACCUAUAUUAAGAUCUAGAAUCAUUAAAUUGUUACUUACUUUUAUGGUUUAACAAAAUGUUGAUACAUUCUAUGAAGAAACAUAUUUAGCUCUAUUAGCUAAUGCUCUUAUUUUUAUUUAUAAAUAACCUAAAUCUAAAUGGUAAGAAGAAACCAUUAAUCUAAUAUAUACUACGACAACCAUUGUAUAUUAAGGAACUGAAAAAUUUGAAAAUUAUUUAAAAAAACUUUUAGAAAAUCCAGCUUCAGCUUAUCUUGAAAAAGAGGAAUAAUAUGAAGAUUAUGUAGCCACUUCUAAACCUUUUAUUUCAUUAUUCUAUUUAAUGAUGACUAAAAAUGUUAUUAAAGAUUUUGAUUCUGAAAUUGAAAAAUUAAUCUUAUAUCACUUUAUUAGAGAAUAAUUCAAACAUUAACAAUAAUUAACUUAUUAUCUAAAAUUAAAAUUAGAAAAAUAAGAUGAAGAAGGUUUAUAAAAUUAAUUAAAACAAACUUUUGAAAAGCAUGUUAGUGUUAGACAUUUUAGAUAAUCCAUAACUUAAGAGAUAGAGUAAGUUCUAUUAAGUAGAUUUGAAAAUGAUAAUACUUCUGUUGAUUUUAAUGAGGAUAAAUUAUAUAAUAGAGAUAUGAAACUUACUUUAGAUGUUAUUGAAACAUUUUAUGAAUAAUUUAAAGGAGUUAAAUUUGAUUAAAAGAAAUACAUUCAUUUAAUUUAUCAUGUCAUUAAAACCCCUGAAAAAGAUGUCUUUACAACUAAAGUAAAUUACUAAAAUAUCAAAGAUAUAUAAAAAGAAUUGUUAUAAUAAAAUAAAGGAGACUUAACAAAAGGAACUUAAGCCACUAAAAAUGCUUUAGAAAAAGAGUAUACAGUAUGGUUCAUUUAAAAUCAUAUGAUGGUUAAACCUUUAACUUAUGAGUAAUUACAAUAAGAGUGUUAAGAAAAAGGAAUUGAUGUAAAUACUAUUGCAUAUAAUGUUAAAUCUGGUUUGAGUAGUAAUUGUUGUAUGGCAAAAUAAUGUCCAUUUUAUUUAAUAGUGAAUGGAUUGGAUUAUAAAAAACAUAUUUAAACUUGGGGAAGAAAAGUUCCAUAAGGAUUUCAUUAAUAUGUAAGAUAAGAGAUUUUGAAAGGUCAAAAUCUUGAAUAAAUUAUUUAAUCAGCUUCUUAAAAAUGGAAGAAAUUCCCAAAAUUAUAUUUAGGAAAUGAAGAUGUGGUUCAUUAAUACAUAAAAAUGAUUUCAGAAUAAUUACCUUAAGAAUAUUAAAUAAAGAAUUUACCAAAUCAACAGCUUCUUCACCAUUAAGUUAAAUUAACUUUCCCUAAAAAACAAAAGGUUUAGAAAUAUGGUAAUAAAAGAGGUCAACAAAGAGGUGGUAGAGGAAGAGGUGGAUAACGAGGUAGAGGAGGUAAUAGAGGUAGAGGAGGAAGAGGUUAAAAAAGAGGACCUUGAAUAUUUAAAAUUUAUAAUCAUAUUAUUUAAAAAAUAAU